This is a messenger RNA of Anopheles coustani, 2808 nucleotides long. It is a transcript of the gene Sf3a1, whose product is annotated as splicing factor 3A subunit 1. The coding region runs from base 56 to 2524 and encodes 822 amino acids. Gene Ontology annotation, molecular function: RNA binding; protein binding. The record is from RefSeq and is a predicted model, not a curated record. Gene Ontology annotation, cellular component: catalytic step 2 spliceosome; U2-type prespliceosome; U2 snRNP. Gene Ontology annotation, biological process: regulation of alternative mRNA splicing, via spliceosome; mRNA cis splicing, via spliceosome. The transcript has 3 exons. Lineage: Eukaryota; Metazoa; Arthropoda; Insecta; Diptera; Culicidae.
GCUUGGUUUUUGCGGUAUCCUUUGCUGAUUGUAUCGGUGAAAAAUAGUUCAGAUUAUGGCUGAUGUACAAAAUAAUGGAUCCGAAAAAGAGCUGGACGUGGAUAAACCAGCUCCAACUCUCUCUGGUCCCAUAGUAGGCAUUAUUUACCCACCCCCGGAAGUGCGAAAUAUCGUCGAUAAGACGGCAAGCUUCGUGGCCCGCAAUGGUCCAGAGUUCGAGAGCCGUAUCCGUCAGAACGAGCUCGGCAAUCCGAAGUUCAAUUUCCUCAGCCCUGGUGAUCCGUACCAUGCGUACUAUCAGCACAAGGUGCAAGAAAUCCGCGAGGGUCGCACGGAUGGCCCAGCCGCAUCCGCUGUGUCGGCGGGGUUGCAAAAGUUGCAGGUAACAACGGCGACACAACAGAAGCAACAGGAGCUGCUGAAAGCGGUCACCGAGCAGCAGUUCGUUCCUAAAGAUCCACCACCCGAGUUCGAAUUCAUUGCUGACCCACCCUCAAUUUCGGCCCUGGACUUGGAUAUUGUUAAGCUGACGGCGCAGUUUGUCGCCCGUAAUGGGCGACUAUUUUUGACCAACCUGAUGAAUCGCGAGCAGCGGAACUGCCAGUUUGACUUUCUUCGACCACAACAUUCACUGUUUCAGUACUUUACGAAGCUGCUCGAGCAGUACACCAAAAUUUUGGUGCCACCGAAGGAUCUGAUGAACAAGUUGAAGAUUGAAAGUACCUCCGGAAAGAGUAGCAUGAACGUGGUAUUGGAGCAAGUAAAGUAUCGGGCCAACUGGAUGAAGUACCAGGAGAUGCAGAGCCGGCGCGAGGAGGAAAAAGUGGAACGUGAGCGUAUUGCAUACGCGCAAAUCGACUGGCAUGAUUUCGUCGUGGUGGAGGUGGUAGACUACCAGCCAUACGAAUCGGGUAACUUCCCACCGCCGACCACUCCGGACGAGGUCGGGGCGCGAGUACUGAUGGAGGAACGUUUGAACGAGGAAGAUCAUGACAUCGAGAUGCAGAUCGAAUCGGACAACGACGAUAGUGGUGACGAGCGGGUCCGUGCUAACGACAACGAACAGGUGAAAUUGUCGCAGAUGGAAAAUUUGGUUGGCAAAGGAUCACAAAAGGACAACACGCAGGUGCAGGACAUGGACGAAUCGUCUAGUUCCGGCGAAGAGGAGGCCGAUCCUCGCCAGAAAUCCCUUGCGGCCCCUGUUGCACCGCCGAUGCACGAUAAGGUUAUUGUGAAGAAGUACGAUCCGAAGCAGGCACAAAAAGCUCAGAAACCGGUGGCGGCUGCGGUGGAUGACUAUCUCAUCUCGCCCAUCACCGGCGAGAAGAUUCCCGCGGCAAAGGUAGCGGAACAUAUGCGCAUCGGACUGCUUGACCCGCGCUGGGUCGAACAGCGCGACAAACACAUCGAUAAGCUGGCCCAAGAUAAUGUGUACGCACCGGGGACGGCCAUUGAGGCAAGUCUUAAGCAGUUGGCGGAACGGCGUACGGAUAUUUUCGGCGUUGGUGAUGAGGAGGCAGCGAUCGGUAAAAAACUGGGCGAAGAGGAGCCCCGGAAGGAUGAUCGGGUCACCUGGGAUGGACAUACGUCGAGUGUGGAAGCGGCCACGCGUGCAGCGCGCGCUAACAUUACGUUGGAAGCACAGAUUCAUCAGAUCCAUAAGGUAAAGGGGCUGAUACCGGACGAGGAAAAGGAGAAGAUUGGACCGAAGCCAAUUCCGGGAUCGGUGGCUGCACCUCCGAAGAAUUCGCAGCAGCAACAGCACCAACAGCAUCAGCAACAGCAACAACAACAUCAACAACAUCAGCAACACCAUCAGCAGCAGCAUCAGCAGCAUCAACAGCACCAGCAGCAUCAUCAUCAGCACCAACAACAGCAUCAACAACACGCAUCUCAGCAAUCACAGUCUUCGCAGCUUUUACAACAGCAACAGCAGCAGCAACAGCUUGCUCAGAUGCAGGCCCAAAAGGCAAUGCCACAACUUCAGCAACAUGCCGUCCCGCCGCCGGUUCCUCCGAUGAUGAUGAUGGCAAUGGGACCGCCGCCCUUUGCGGUGGGUGCUUAUGUCCCACCGUUGGCGCCCCACCAAGCACCACAGAUGACACCCGGUGCCGCCCCAGUAGUAGCCGAUCCCCAGCAAAUGUCUGGACACGACAUGCAAGGGCUCGACGAACCACCGAGCAAGAAAUCGCGUACGGAGGAUAACCUUAUCGAGGAGAGUGUGUUUAUGCAGCGACACGGUGCUAUUGGCCCGAUCACUAUUCAGGUGCAGUGUCCUAGUAUGACCGAAAAGAACGAUUGGAAACUUAGUGGACAGGUACUGUCUUUGACGGUCAACUUUUCCGACACUAUUAGCUCGGUGAAGGCGAAAGUGCAAACGGAGACUGGAAUGCCUCCGGCGAAGCAGAAGAUUUUUUAUGAUGGGAUGUUUUUCAAAGAUAACAACACCAUUGCCUAUUAUAAUCUUAUGAAUGGCGUCACUGUGGCUUUGCAGCUGAAGGAGCGUGGUGGAAGAAAGAAGUAAACUAAAUCAUUUUCCCUAGUGUGAAACAUUGUAUGUCCAGUUCAACAGAUAAUCUAAAUUUCAUUUGCAGAUAAAAUAGCAUUUAAAGUGUUUAGGAAUAAAAUGUCAUAUGCCAAGUCCCGUUUUGCAAGACUAUGUAUUAGACAGAUUAUACAAAAAUGCAUUUAGAAUGAUUAUCUCGCAUAUUCCAACACCUAUAUUCAAAAUAAUUGUAACUAUUUCUCACCACGUUUGGUUUGAUUACCUGCAAAAGGUUUAAUAAAUUCGAUAAACUGAUGCCGACU